Molecule: messenger RNA, 2536 nt
Organism: Salarias fasciatus (jewelled blenny)
Lineage: Eukaryota; Metazoa; Chordata; Actinopteri; Blenniiformes; Blenniidae
Gene: lfng
Product: LFNG O-fucosylpeptide 3-beta-N-acetylglucosaminyltransferase
Exons: 8
Coding region: 16-1110 (364 amino acids)
Biological process (GO): pattern specification process
Cellular component (GO): Golgi membrane
Molecular function (GO): O-fucosylpeptide 3-beta-N-acetylglucosaminyltransferase activity
Source: RefSeq, a predicted model, not a curated record
UUUUUUAUUUCAGCCAUGUUGAAGAAUAAUGGGAGGAAGGCGGCGAUCUCCGUGGCCUGCACGGCGGGCCUGUGCCUGCUGCUGGUGCUGCUGGCCGUGCAGCAGCAUCACCGGGUGCAGGUCCAGGUGGACGGGCGCGCGGACGGAGGGGAGCCCGGCACGCGCUCUCUGCUCCAGGACGGGAGCGCCCGGGACGGGAAGGGCUUCUCGGCGUACUUCACCAAGCUGAGCCGCGGACGCAGGGAGGUGGAGAAGCCCCCGCGGUCCUCCGCGGACCCCCCCGCGGCCGAGGACAUCAGCGCGGAUGACAUCUUCGUUGCGGUGAAGACCACCAAGAAGUUCCACCAGUCCCGGCUGAACCUGCUGCUGGACACAUGGAUCUCCAGAAACAUGCAUCAGACCUACGUCUUCACAGAUGGAGAGGAUGAGGAGCUAAAAAGGAAAAUCGGGAGUCACGCAAUCAACACCAACUGCUCGGCGGCUCACAGUCGGCAAGCCCUGUCAUGCAAGAUGGCCGUGGAAUACGACAAGUUCAUCGAGUCCGGGAAGAAGUGGUUCUGUCACGUCGACGACGACAAUUACGUGAACGUCCGGACUCUGGUGAAGCACCUGUCUCAGUACCCCCACACCCAGGACAUGUACAUCGGUAAACCCAGCCUGGACCGGCCCAUCGAGGCCACCGAGAGGCUGGGGGACAACAAAAUGAAACCGGUGAAUUUCUGGUUUGCCACCGGAGGAGCCGGCUUCUGUGUGAGUCGUGGUCUGGCUCUGAAGAUGAGUCCGUGGGCCAGUGGCGGUCACUUCAUGAACACGGCGGAGAAGAUCCGCCUGCCUGACGACUGCACCGUCGGCUACAUCAUCGAGUCGGUCCUGGGCGUCCCGCUGACCCGCAGCAGCCUGUUCCACUCCCACCUGGAAAACCUGCAGCAGGUGUCGAGAUCCGAGAUCCACAAGCAGAUCACACUCAGUUAUGGGAUGUUUGAAAACAAGAGCAACAUCAUCAAUUUGAAAGGAGCUUUUCCUGUAGAGGAGGAUCCAUCCAGGUUCAGGUCCGUGCACUGUCUCCUGUACCCGGACACCCCGUGGUGUCCCCCCGGGGUUGCCUUCUAGGGCGACCGCUCCUUUCUCAUCCUCGUCCCCGCCGCGCCUCGGUAUCUGAAAGGCGCUCGGGGACCAGUGUUUUUUGGUAUUGGACCGCGCGGCCGCCGCGUUGUCGCUGCGGCGGAGCGCGGUCUUCAUGUGUAGUUUUACUGGGCUGCUGUGCGGCCCGCCUCGGUCGGGGACUGUAUCCCUUCCUGCCGGGAGCCAAGGGGCCGGAGGCAGGAAGAAGCUUUCGUCGUCGACGUUUUUUGCAGGCAAUCAGUCCAGCUUCGUCGUGUUUAUGUUGCUUGUAAAUGUUUCUGCAAUUCUCAUAGAAUGUAUUGUCAUUUUUAUUGGAGCCGUUUUGCCAGCUUUAGUUAACUUUCUUUGCUUUUAACCCAUAAUCACACACAAUUGGCUUUUUUUUAUUUUUAUUUUUUUUUUAGUUCUCUGAACUGUGAAGACUCCGGACAAGUUCUCUAAUAUGAAGAUGUACUUGUGCUUUAAAGCAGACAGUGUUAUUUCCCCAGUAACUGGAGCUGGCAGAGGGCAGAUUUCCAAAUGCUUUUAGUCACUUAAUCUGAGGUAUAUCAGGACAAAGCACUUUUUUUUACUUAUCUGAUGAAUUUUUAAGGUGAACUGAUGUGGUUCACACACUUUACUGAUAUGCCUCAGAUUAGUGUCUGAACUAACACAAACUAACCCCUCAAAAUCUCAACACAUGCUCAUCUAGAUUAAAAGAGUAAUUUAAUAAGAGUCCUUGCAUUAAUUACAAUCAGGGAAAAAGUGAAUGAGUGGAAGAGAUUUUGACUUGGGGUUACAAUCAUCCUUUAUGAAUUGCUUUGAAAAGUCUCGGGUUGUUGUUCGACUAUUGCACAGCUGUGUUUCAAAUGUGCUGAUGUCUGCUCCUCGCCUCCGAAGCCACGAAACGGUAAAAGAAACCAACGACUCCAAAUAUCUGUAAAGACGGUUUCGAGCCGCAGUCCAUUCGAAAUUUGCACAAAAAUGCGCCUCUCUGUUUGAACGUCAACGCGAAAGUUUCCCGUUCCCGUCGAGGCCGGCGAGGUGAGAGCAGCUUCAGUGUUUCCACAUGGAGGCGGCGCGUCCCCCCCCCCGUGUCAUUUCUCACCCAUAUUGGGUUGCAUUCUCCAUUCUGAUGACAGUAUUGUAUACUGUGCCUUUUGGUUUAAAUAAGUAGCGAUUGUUUAUGCUUAGAUUGUAAUUUCCCCGUCGUGGUUUACAUGCGCUUCUAAUGACCCGGACGUGAUUAUUUGUACCGCUUUGAACUGUGCUAAGUGACUGUGGUGUUUAUUCUCCAGUAUCUGGAGGGUUCGAACAGUUCAUUCCCAAUACUGGCUUCUCAGGGAUUAUGAGCUGAUCCUGGUAUUAACUGCCAUGGGACCCACAGUGGGACCUGAAGUGAUGAAUAAAAGAGCCUAACCACUGAGAAACUGAA